UAAAUGUUCCCCUUUGGGGGGGGGGGGGCAAAAUACACUUGAAAGAAAUAGAUUUAAAAACUAUAUAUUUUUAAUAGGAACAAAUGUAUUUUUUCUCUAUUUGUUUUCAACCAAAGUGAGCAAAUAGAUUAUUAGGAAAAAUUUAUUGACAUCAACAAAUUCUCUUCAGGCUGAAAUUUGAAAAUCACCAGGGUUGCUUACUCCAAAGUAGCAUUGGUGACUUCUGAUUCUAUUUUUGUGUGGGGCACAUGGGUUCAUGCAAACACUGACUGCUAUUUAUGCACGGUAAACCUGCAUUGAUGUGUGCAUAAAUUACCCCUACAGUACACAUACAUGUGGACUCCACUAGCGUCUAUAAAUAGAACUGGAAAUUUAUGCACUGUGUGCAACAUACUUAGGCAUUCAUGUACAGGUACAUGUACAGUGCAUUGCAUUCACAUCAAACGGUGUCAACUGCCUACGUUGUGCGCCAUCUUCAAGAAGGAUAGUUUCAAAUUUUCUUCUAAAACUAACAAAAAGACUUCAAUUCAGGUUAAAAACAACAAUUGAUUCUUCAAGAAGUCAAGAUGGCAUCUAGUGUUACAGCUCAAUCAGUGUUGGAGAAGAUUAGUGUGGAUCAUCUAGAAUGCUCCAUCUGCACCAACCGUUUCAGGCAGCCCAAACUGCUGGACUGUUUGCAUAGUUUUUGCCUGCAAUGCCUCCAAGAGCUCAGACAGAGCCAAGAUCCUAGUGGUACAAAGCUGACAUGUCCUCUGUGCAGACAUGAAACCAUGUUGAAAGGGUCUGGGGUUGCCGAUCUCCCUAAUAACUUUGCAUUCAGUGCCCUGGUGGAGGAAGUUACAAUGCAGGAAAAGCUACUGGAAGGUCAAGGGUCAGACAUCAAAUGUCAAGCCUGUGAUGAGGAGAAUCAGGCUAUUUCAAGAUGCAUGGACUGUGAUCAUUUCCUCUGUCAAGAAUGUCAAAAGGCACACGGACGUAUGACUGUCAUGAAAUCUCAUAAAAUCUACACACUGGCUCAAUUUCGAUCAGGAAAGAUUGUCUACAAGAGUAAACUAAGAGAAGACAUUCCGCGAUGUGGUAACCAUCCAGAUCAGAAUCUCAAUGUCUACUGUAAUACAUGUGAACAAGUCAUAUGUACAACUUGCUCUGUACUUGAUCAUGCCAAACAUUCUCUCAUUGGCCUACCUGUGGCUUUUGAGAAAUGUAAGAAACAAAUAGAAGAACUUGUUGCAAAAGUUGGUCAAAGCAAAACAGAACUGAACACCACCAUAGAGAAGACUUCCAUAUCUCGCAAGAAACUCGACAUCAUGUUUUCAAACACCAAGAAGAAAAUCUCAGAUAAGGCUGACCAAGAGGUUGCCAAGACCCGUCAGGAGGAGCAGAAACUGUUAACAGAGACUGACAGGAUUUACCAAGAGAGAGUCAGAACAUUUGAAGCUGCUCAAGCUAAGAACAGGAAAGAGGUGACACAGACAGAGAACAAGCUGGAGGAGGUGAAACAGCUCAUGAAUCAAGCAAGUUGCUAUGAGAUUCCUGAACUUCAGCAGAAGCUCUUGCAUAACCUUGGUGAAUUGACAGGGAAACAGCCACAACAAGUUCCUGACAAGUUGACCUUCAUGGACUUUGAAGAAGGAGAGAGAUCACUUGGGAGACUCAUUCUGGAAGAAGAGCCACAGACUGCAGAAAGGCAAUCACCAAGACCUGCAAGAUCAUGUGUGAAGGAGAAAUGGCAAGUGAAGACUGAUUUCAACUUUGGAUUAACAGGUGUAUACAUGGAAAUACCACAUGUUGCAGCACUCUCUGGCAACAAAAUACUUGCACUGUCUCAAAAUUAUUAUGGAAACAGUGGUGCAUUAUUUACAGCUUCAAUACCCAAUAGUCACCAGGAACAAUCUCUUAUCCCACAAAGGCUACAAAUCAAUGGCCUCACUAAAGAUGUAAGGUGUAUCGCAGUGAGCAAGGAUGACAAGCUCCUUGCUCUAGAUGUUCGAGUAGUCAAGGUCUUCAACAAGCAACAUCGGCUCCUCCAUCAGAUCACACCAGACUACUAUGGUACCAGUGUAUUCUCAGUAGACAUAACCAGCAACAUGCAGGGGGAUGGGAACCAUACUGGUGUGUGCUGUGACAGUGAUGGCAGCAUCUACGUUGCUGUGGAUGGAUAUCCAACAUGUGGUGGUGAUCUGGUAGUGGCUGCAGGACAGUCUGCAAAGGUCUAUCACCGAGUGUAA
Molecule: messenger RNA, 2228 nt
Organism: Patiria miniata (bat star)
Lineage: Eukaryota; Metazoa; Echinodermata; Asteroidea; Valvatida; Asterinidae
Product: E3 ubiquitin-protein ligase TRIM71-like
Exons: 4
Coding region: 567-2228 (553 amino acids)
Biological process (GO): positive regulation of DNA-templated transcription
Cellular component (GO): nucleoplasm; chromatin
Molecular function (GO): zinc ion binding; ubiquitin-protein transferase activity
Source: RefSeq, a predicted model, not a curated record